CACUUCAUUCGGCGCAAAGAGGAGACUGAACCUGACACUGAACGCAGCACCUUUACCUGAAGAGGAAUCAUCAGAGAAACGAAGAUGAAGCUGUUUCUGAGUCUGUUUGUCCUGGUGGCAGUCUGCAGUGCUCAGCAGAAACACACUCACCCUAAGGUCCAGGUGUACAGCAGUGCCCGCGGCGAGUUCGGGAAUAAGAACACCCUGAUCUGUCACGUGAGCGGCUUCUACCCUCCCGACCUGACGAUCACCCUCCUGAAGGGGGACAAGGAGCUGGCUGGAUGUAACCAGACCGACCUGGCCUUUAACAAGAACUGGCACUUCCACCUGACCAGGAGCGUGGACUUCUCCCCCACCACAGGAGACGAGUACACCUGUCGGGUGCAGCACGGCUCCAACAUCCACAACUACGCCUGGGAGCCAAACAUGUAACUCGUCUUCAUCGUCUUCAGGUUUACUGUCCUCAUCAAUCAACAGGAUCAGUUUAUUCUUCAUCUUCAUCCUCCUCCUUAAAGAGGCUGUGUUUCUGGAUCAGCUGAUUGUCUGCAGGGUUUGAUUGUUUUUUUGGGGUUUCUGAGUUUUUCAAAUCAUGUGUGUAAAUAUGAAACUGAUUCUGUUUAUUAAAUCUUCACAUUAAUGAGUGAUCAGCUGAUUGAUAUGUAAACAUUGUGGAUCAGCUGAUUGAUAUGUAAACAUUAUGGAUCAUCUGAUUGAUAUGUAAACAUUAGAGAUGAACGUGAUCAGCUGUUUUCUUUGGUAAACUCGAGUUUUGAAGGUUCUGUUGGUUUUUCUUCUUUGAAUAAAAUAACCAUUGUUUUUGUUUUGAAUUAAACUUUAUAAAAUAAAGUGA
Molecule: messenger RNA, 850 nt
Organism: Labrus bergylta (ballan wrasse)
Lineage: Eukaryota; Metazoa; Chordata; Actinopteri; Labriformes; Labridae
Product: beta-2-microglobulin
Source: RefSeq, a predicted model, not a curated record